AUGACUUCGGACUCGUCCCUACAUCGCCCGACUGAGUCUCUCAUCCUACCGAAUAAACGACGCUUCAUUCCUUUCAAAAUCCCCAACUUUCACACCCAGCUUCGCCACUACAUCAGCACCGCCGAUCCCGAUCGCAUCUAUGUCGUCGUCGACAGAAUUGUCUGGGCUAUUCACAUUUCCACCCAAUGCUCUGAGAACAUAGCUGUCAUUCCAUUCGAGCCGCGAUGCUUGGCGGCAGGCUUUGGGUGGAUCGCGGUGGGGGGCCCCGAUAACGGAGAAUGCGCCUUCAUCAAGAUCGGUGGCGGCGGCAGCCAGGUCCGUGGCCAGACAACCUCUCACCCACACGCCGAUGUGGACAGCGCGCUUCCGCUCGACCUUGAGCCGUCUACUAGCUUGCCGUCGCCCAGGACUUCGAACAGUGGCUCGGCGACCGCAUCUCGACAUUCGGGCCGCAGGCUCCUGCCUGAAAUUGAGCUUCACAAGUUCGGAGGCACGAUCGUCAACUCCGUGACUAUUCAUCGUUUCCCGGGAAAUGGGCAAACCGUCUCGGAUGAAGAUGUGGUGAUCUUCAGUAACAAUGAUCGAACCGUUACCGUUUAUUCCCUGACCCGCGCAAAAGUUUUGAAGGUUCUUCAACAUCCAACUUGCAUGAACUAUGCCUCCAUAUCCCCAGAUCAUAGGCUACUUGCUGCAGUAGGAGACGAAAAUCGGGCGUAUUUCUAUGAGAUCACACGUGAUCUUGAGGGAUUGAUAACAACGGAAUCUGGCGAGAAGCUCGCGGCAUUGGAAUGGGACUUGGCACAAUGCGUCGAAAUGGACAUUGGCCUGCGGGUGGAUGACGCGUGCUGUUUCACCAUCGCUUUUUCACCCUCGAGUCAUUUAUGUGCUAUUGGAUCCCAGUCCGGAAUUAUCACCGUUCUAGAUGUUGAAAUGAUUCACAAAACUGCCAGUGAUGAACCAACUGAUUUGCCCGUUAUGUGCCAAUUCCCGGCCUCCCGAUCUUGCUCCGAAGGAGGAGCCGUGCGCUGCAUGACAUUCUCGCCCGAGCCGUGGGAUCUCUUGGUAUGGCUCGAAGGCCAUGGGAGGGCUGGAAUUGCAGAUGUCCGCCAGUCAUUCUUGCGUCGGCAGAUAAUCCACUUGGAUGUCAAUGACCCACAGCUGCAAGAGGUUCGCCUAGGUCCCAAGACAGACGGAUAUGACACUCCGAGUCUGGACGACGAUGAUCUGGAAGUCUCACCGCGGGUAGGACUAGAUGUCGAUGGGAUUCCUAAUGAGCGGGGUGGGCCCGAAGCGGAACGGUCUUCGCUCCGCGAGGCCUUGAUUUCGGAUCUCACAGAGCGCGAGAGACUAAUUAUGGAAUUCUUGAACACAGCUCGUUGGACGUCGAGACUGGAAGAGGGACUCACCGAGCGCCCUGAAAGACCACCAAGAGCCACUCUUCAUCCUCUCCCUGCGACGCGUUCGCGACAGUAUGGUGCCACGGAUGGUGCCGCUCGUCCAUCCCUUCCUGGCUCACCUCCAUAUCCUCAUGAAUCUUCUGAAUUGUCCCGCAGCAGUCAUGUGGGACGUACGCACCAUCCCCGACGCCAGAGUUCCGUGGUGCUUUCUCAAGGUAGUCGCUUAUCUGAAGCGCGAGGUUCCAAUAGCGAUCACCAGCCCAGCCUGACCCUCAGCUACACCGCAUCGCCUUCCGAGUUCCGAUCUAACGCAUCGGACACCACAUCGCGGUUUGCCGAACCAGACCCCGCCAUCCAUGAAACAGCCAUGCUCCCUGAGAUGAGAGCACCACCUUCACCCCCACUAACAGGUCUUGACCUCGGUCUUUCUCCUGAGGCAUUGCGUAUUCUAGCCAGGUCUAGAUCUACACCCCGGCGGCCCGAGCAAGGGCAGUCCGGUGGUGAGAGGCUCUACGACACGUCACGUCUAUCAAACUACGAGAUCAGAGCUAACGUUGCUGCCGAACGUCUUCGGCGCCAACGUCAGAUAGCCAAUGAGGUACAUAAUCGCUCCUUUGAACGGGAACAACGGCAUCGCCAACAGCUUCUUGGUUUUGAACAGACCCAUUCUCCCCGAUGGAUUCGAAAUAUCAUCAAUGAUCUUCCAGAUCGAAGCCUCGUCCCUGGCCCUGGCGCCGAAGAGCCUGACUCCACUGCAGGUGUAGGCUUUGGCGCUGAUGGCAGAACGCUAUAUAUCGCGACCAUGGAAGGAAUCUUCGAGUUUUCACUCAACGUUCAUGAUCGCAAAACAUUCCCCGUAUUUUCAUACCGCUAG
Messenger RNA from Penicillium maclennaniae, 2271 nucleotides. RefSeq lists its product as uncharacterized. Gene Ontology annotation, molecular function: protein binding. Bases 1 to 2271 code for a protein of 756 amino acids. Lineage: Eukaryota; Fungi; Ascomycota; Eurotiomycetes; Eurotiales; Aspergillaceae. The record is from RefSeq and is a predicted model, not a curated record. The transcript is spliced from 5 exons.